AUGGGCACUGAAGAAACCACAUCAGAACAUACUACUAAAAGUUCAACCGAAAAUGCCCCUCAAAAUGUGUAUCCUUCUACUCCAACGGGCUUUCUCCAACAUAACUCUGAAGUCUUGCUCCCGUCAAAAGAGGCGGACUCCGAGCCUCGACAGGAAGCAUAUUCCGUCUUCACCAAGCGAGAAAAACAUAUAGCGGUUUUUCUUAUUACGUUCGCUGCGACCUUCUCUCCCUUGUCCUCGUUCAUAUUUUUCCCUGCAAUAAACGCCCUUUCUGUGUCUCUCAACGUGUCAGUGGAAAAGAUAAAUCUCACUGUCACGUCCUACAUGAUAGUUGCCGGACUCGCGCCGGCGAUUGUUGGUGAUAUGGCGGAUAUGACUGGUAGACGGAACGUUUACCUGCUGACUAUGUUCAUUUAUGCUGUUGCCAAUAUAGGAUUGGGGGUUCAAAAUAGUUGGAUAGCCCUUUUCUUGUUGAGAAUGAUGCAGAGUGCUGGUGGUGCUGCAACCAUUGCGAUGGGGUAUGGGGUGAUAUCUGACAUUGCUUCGCCGUCCGAACGUGGAGGUUAUGUUGGCAUGGUGCUGUUAGGUCCCAAUAUUGCAACUGCAAUUGGCCCAAUCCUUGGAGGGGGUUUGAGUGAAGGUCCAGGAUGGCGCUGGAUAUUCUGGGUUCCCGCUAUAGCCUCGGGAAUCUGUAUCUUGCUCAUCGCUCUUUUCUUACCUGAAACAUCCCGUUCCAUCGUCGGGAAUGGUUCGCGAAAUAUUUCAGCUCUCUAUCGCCCAAUUUUCCGCUACGACAAGUCGAGAAAGUUCACCCUCCAGCCAGCCCUCAAUGGAGAAGAGACGACCCGGCGGAAUUUCCGGAUUCCGAACCCUCUAGCAACUUUGAAAAUCCUCGCAUCCAGGGAUAGUCUUCUUAUCACUGCCAUAUACGGAAUCUACUACAUGAACUUUAGCUGCCUCCAAGGCUCCCUGUCAACCCUUUUUAUCGACAUCUACAAAUUCUCAGAGCUUAAAGCAGGCUUAGUUUACCUACCCUUUGGUAUCGGGUCAUGUAUUGGGGCAUACUGCUCAGGUAUCGUUUUCUUUUUCUAUUUGACUGGAAGAGAAUGUAACUUAACUACUAUCCGGCUAGGAAAAAUCAUGAACCGUGACUACCGCCUCACAGCUCGUGCCCAUAAUAUUGUAAUAGACACCACUCAUGGCGACGAUCUUACUACGUUCCCCAUCGAAAAAGCCCGGUUCAGGAGUAUAUGGUACUCUAUCUGUGCCACAGGAAUCUCCACCGCUGGAUAUGGAUGGGCAUUACAGUCCAGAUCUCAUAUAGCUGUUCCGCUCGUUCUACAAUUUAUUAUCGGGUUCGCCAUAGCGAUCACUUUCAACGCAAGUUUCCGUUAUUUCAUAUAUGUUGCCUCUCCUUAG
This is a messenger RNA of Penicillium vulpinum, 1419 nucleotides long. RefSeq names its product Major facilitator superfamily domain general substrate transporter. The record is from RefSeq and is a predicted model, not a curated record. Lineage: Eukaryota; Fungi; Ascomycota; Eurotiomycetes; Eurotiales; Aspergillaceae. Gene Ontology annotation, molecular function: transmembrane transporter activity. Bases 1 to 1419 code for a protein of 472 amino acids. Gene Ontology annotation, biological process: transmembrane transport. The transcript has 4 exons.